Molecule: messenger RNA, 1653 nt
Organism: Vitrella brassicaformis
Lineage: Eukaryota; Vitrellaceae
Source: the annotation of a GenBank genome assembly
CGGCAGUGCAGCGAGUGACUGACGCCAAGGAGACGACCAAGGAGGAGAGGCCACCGCUGACACCCGAGAUUGAUAAAUCGUCAGCUGGUUGGCCACAAUGCAGUCCAUAGCCCCGAUACUCGACAUGGCCGACAGGGUCGGCAACGGCAUCACGCGUCUGAUACCAACGCACACGGACUUUGCCGCCCACACCCUCUUCGGACUGGACUACGGUAAUUAAGUCAGCCAGCCACACACUACUUGCUGUCUCUCUCAGUUGGUCACGGGUCAUAUGCCGUGGUGUUGUGUUGAUAUGGUGUGUGUGGCCUGAUUGAUGGAUGGAUGCAGAGAAUGAUAGCACGUCGGCCGACGGCACCAACGCCAACACCGACGGCACCAACGCCAACACCGACGGCACCAACGCCAACACCCAGGGCACGACUCAGGUCAUGACCACCCUCACUUCGCCUUUCCUUGAGGCCUUUCUGAGGGUCAGCCAGGCCGCCAACACACCCGACAGCCCCAACCAGCAGCCCAACCAGCCGCCCCACCCGAGAGCCCCGGCGGAGGAGGCCAACAACCCACCCACACACAACUCCCACCCCCCCAACAACCGCCCUCCUGCCACAGCGAGCGACGGCAGCAGUGCCACCGCCGGACCCGUCGCGCCCACCGUGCAGGACAGCCAGCCUGCCAACGAGGGCCGUGACGAGGGUCGGGAGGCCGUAGUCAGGGUUGGUGAGCACAGAGGAGAGGGGGGAAGGGAGAGCGAGGAUAGUGAGAGCGACAUGUCGGAGGGUUGGGAGAGUGAGGAGAGUGAUAGCGAAGUGUCAGAGAGUGAGGAGAGUGAGUUUAGCAGUGAGGAGAGCGACAGCGACGUGUCGGAGGGUUGGGAGAGUGAGGAUAGCGACAGCGAAGUGUCGGAGGGUUGGGAGAGUGAGGAUAGCAGUGAGGAUAGUGAGAGCGACGUGUGGGAGACAGAGUCAGCCCCCUCCGGCUACAAGCACCACCCCGACGAGUGCUUCCCGUCCCCCAAGGACGCCUUCAACGCCUAGUAAGCCAAAACGCACACCUCACUGACACACCAUCAAAAACACCUUCUAUGGAUGUGUGUGUGUCUCCCCUGUCUGUCUGUCUGCCUUGUCAUGCAGCGUCAAGCAGGCUGCGUUUGAGCGUUCCCUGUCGCCGGAGGGCCGUCACGAGUCGCCCCAGCAGCGCUACGAGCAGAGCGUCCCUGCGGAGGAGGACCGCCUCAUCAUCGAGGCGGGCCUCAGCCGCGAGAGCUUCGACUCGAUGUAAGGGGGCGGGAGUCAGUCUUUCACUGGCCUGCAAACACACGAGACACCCCCACAUCCAUGUGUGUGUGUGUUUUUGUGUGUGUCUCUCCUGUGUGUGUGUGCAGGGUGUUGUUGGGGGCGUACGCUCUCUGGGAGAGAUAGAAGGCCGCAGGCCGCUCCGAGCAGUCGUCGGAGCACUACUACUAUGCUGUCCUGGCUGCCGAGAGGGAGGCACUCGCGAUAAGCUACAUCAAGAAGAUCCAGCGCAGCCGCCUGGCCUCCCGCACCUCCCGCACCCCAACAAGUGCCUGAUGUGUCCCUCCGUCAGUGGGUCGGUGGUGUGGAUGGGCCGUAGACCAGUGGACCAGUAGAGUUGGUUGGUUGCCGAGCAGACGGU